This is a messenger RNA of Mus musculus (house mouse), 4660 nucleotides long. RefSeq names its product androgen-induced 1 (gene Aig1). The transcript has 7 exons. Bases 767 to 1213 code for a protein of 148 amino acids. Gene Ontology annotation, cellular component: plasma membrane; membrane. Gene Ontology annotation, biological process: long-chain fatty acid catabolic process. The record is from RefSeq and is a predicted model, not a curated record. Gene Ontology annotation, molecular function: FAHFA hydrolase activity. NCBI's taxonomy places the organism in Eukaryota, Metazoa, Chordata, Mammalia, Rodentia, Muridae.
CUAGGGGGCGCCCGGCCGGUACGACGAACGCCGCUGCAGAAUGACGCAGAUGACGCCAGAGAUGACACCAGGCCGCCAGCUCGCGUAGGCUGCACUGCCGCCCCGCCCGCGCAGGUCUCCGGUGCGCUCGGCGCCGCCACUGUCCCCGGGGACGCGCCCCGCCUCCUGCGCUCCGCCCCUCGCCGCGCCGCGCCCCGGUUCCCACGGCGCCCGGCACCGCGGAGCAGCUCGCCUGCCCUCCCCACGAGCAGCCCGGCGGGGCCAGGCCGCGCGAACAUGGCGCUUGUCCCCUGCCAGGUGCUGCGGGUAGCAAUCCUGCUAUCCUAUUGCUCCAUCCUGUGCAACUACAAGGCCAUCGAAAUGCCCUCGCAUCAGACCUACGGAGGCAGCUGGAAGUUCCUGACCUUCAUUGAUCUGGGCCCUGAAGACUCAAAAGGGAACACACACAUCAUAAGGAAACUCCAGUGAGCUGUUUAUGUUUGGCGAUUGGCACCUUUUCCACCGGGCCUGUGUAUUCCUCGCCUGUCUGCGUCUGUGACAAAUACCAGAGAGAAGUAACUUCAAGGUUAUCCAGGCCGUGUUCUUCGGCAUCUGUGUGCUGACUGACCUCUCUAGUCUUCUGACCAGAGGCAGCGGGAACCAGGAGCAAGAACGACAGCUCAGGAAGCUCAUCUCUCUCCGGGACUGGACGCUGGCCGUGCUGGCCUUCCCUGUCGGGGUUUUUGUUGUUGCGGUGUUCUGGACCAUCUAUGCCUAUGACAGAGAGAUGAUAUACCCAAGAUUGCUUGACAACUUUAUCCCAGGGUGGCUGAACCAUGGAAUGCACACAACGGUUUUGCCCUUUAUAUUGAUCGAGAUGAGAACAUCCCACCAUCAGUAUCCCAGCAGGAGCAGUGGACUCGCCGCCAUAUGCACCUUCUCCGUGGGCUAUAUAUUAUGGGUGUGCUGGAUACAUCAUGUCACCGGCAUGUGGGUGUACCCUUUCCUGGAACAUAUUGGCUCAGGAGCCAGGAUCAUCUUCUUUGGGUCAACAACCAUCCUAAUGAAUUUCCUGUACCUGCUUGGAGAAGUACUAAACAGCUAUAUCUGGGAUACACAGAGAACAAAGGCUCCUUCUUGUCAAGACACCCAAUCUUCUCUAAGCUGUGCCAAACCUGUCCAAAAUCUAUGUAAAGAUACAUUCAUGCUGGAAGGUGGGAAGGCGAGAGCUUGAACGUGUGGUGAUCUGAAUCGGACAUAUGGGGCUUUCAGAGAGAUCUGGGCAUCGCCACGGACAUAGUCCAUCAUUCUGGCUAUCACCUAUAAGUGAACUGUGAUCCACUAAUGCUGAGCACCGACUGAGGACCAGUCAUUGUGCAGGACCUCAGUGCACUUGACUAAUAAAGUGGUUGCCGCAACAGUCACGGAAGCAGACUGGUUUUGUGUGUGCUUCUUCGGAGACUGCGUGACUCAACAUGUCAGCCAAUGCUAAAUGACCCCAGUUUUAAUCUAUUCAGGCCACAGCUUGGAGAACCAGACAUUAAUCUGUUCAUGAUGUCCCCCGCCCACCCCCCCACACACAUACCUUAUUCAACAGAAGCAAUAAUCUUUCUCUCUUAAAUUAUAAAAUUGUGUGGUGCACUUAAAAAAAAUUUUUUUUUGAAAUAAAAUACAAACUUCCCUUACCUUCUUCAGAGAAUGGCUGCAGUUAGAUUUAAGCUUUUAUGUGCAACCCAGGGAAAAAACUUCUGGCUUCCUCUGUCCCCUUGAUGUCCUCAAUUCUGGAGACAUUUGACCAUAACUCUGCUGCUGCCUUGAGAAGAAGGCUUGAGUGGCAGAACUGGUAAAUAUUCAAUCUGGAUUGCAAAAUGCUGCUCGCCAGCGGCCUUGAAUUGGAGUUAAAAGUGAAUAGCUACAUUGAAAUUUUUGUUGAUGAUGAUGGUGCUUGCUUGCUUGCUUGCUUGUUUGUUUUUAACUGUCUGUGCUGGCUAAGUAGUCUCUACCUUUUUUUACCGGGCAUGUAUGAAAGUCAGUCACCAUUUGAUAACAUGUUUCCGUACAGAGAAUAAUUUGGUCUACAUUUAUGUAGUGGAGCCCCUAGAAGCUGUUGUUUGUAUCCAACCAGCAUCUUCCCCCCAAGGGCUUUCCCACAAGUGUGUGUGUGUGUGUGUGUGUGUGUGUGUGUGUGUGUGUGUGUGUGUUUUCAUCUGAUGCUCAUGUGCCUGUCUCAGAGUCAUGUUUUAGAAGCAGGUAACUUCUGUCUGCUUUCCUAAUUCACUUCAACAUGAAAAAAAAAUGCAGACCAUUACAGCUGGGGGAAGAAUCUUGGAAAUUAUUUAAACCUAUCCUUUCCUUUGCAGAGGUAUCUGAGGCCUAUAAUUGACCUAUUCAAACAGUUGCUGGCAAAGCCAGUGGCUCCACACAAGGUUCAUCCCCUGCCACUUCUAGUGAAUGAUCAGAAUGUCACCAUGAGACAAAAUGAGCCUGUUUUGGGGGAAAUACAAGCCCUUAAAACAAGCUAAAUUUAACGUAAGGUGGAGUUGUAAGACCUGUUUGUGUUUACUCUAACAAAAGACCACAAGGUGGGCAUCUUAAACAAUAGGAACAGGUUAAAUGUCAUAAGCAGAUGUCAGAAGGUCAAAAGCAAAGUCUUGUCAGGAUUGGUUCCUUAUGAGAUCGUUAAGGGGAAGACAGCCAUAGGCUGUCCUGGGCUAGUAGUUGCUCAUCUUCAUACUCAAAGAUGUAUAUGUCCUGUAUAUGACAUGGUCUUCCAGUUUUGCUGUUUAGAAGGUGUCUUAGUCAGGGUUUCUAUUCCUGCACAAACAUCAUGACCAAGAAGCAAAUUGGGGAGGGAAGGGUUUAUUCAGCUUACACUUCCAUACUGCUGUUCAUCACCAAGGAAGUCAGGACUGGAACUCAAGCAGGUCAGGAAGCAGGAGCUGAUGCAGAGGCCAUGGAGGGAUGUUCUUUACUGGCUUGCUUCCCCAGCUUGCUCAGCCUGCUCUCUUAUAGAACCAAGAUUACCAGCCCAGAGAUGGCCACAAGGGGCCUUUCCCCCUUGAUCACUAAUUGAGAAAAUGCCUUACAGUUGGAUCUCAUGGAGGCAUCUCCUCAACUGAAGCUCCUUUUUCUGUGAUAACUCCAGCUGUGUCAAGUUGACACAAAACUAGCCAGUACAGAAGGACAGCAGUCAUAUUUGAUGACAAUCCCCCUAAUGGCUUCUUGUUAACUUUGUCAAGACUUCAUCCAAAUAAAGUUAUAUCUGGAGACACUGGGAAUUAGGAAUCAGCAUCACAAGUUUAGGAUUCUAAAUAAUUCAUCCUGUAAUAGUCCCCGUAUCAUAAAUGUCUUUCACACAUUCUCCUCAUCCCUGUGGCCUCAAAGAGUCAUUCUGGAAUAAUAACAACAACAACAAUAAUAAUAGCAAUAAUAAUUCUGGAAAAAUUAUAACAACAACAACAUUAUUGUCCCUACAUAUGAUAUAAACCUAUAAACCAUGUAUGGGUAAGAUUUGGUCAUAAUUCAUCCCAAAGCAAAAUUGUUCUCCAGGUUCAUGUAAACCUAUAAAACUGAACCAAAAGUUACCUCCUUCUAAAACAUGAUGCUAGUGCAGACCUACAAUGGGCGGUCCCCUACCAAAUGGGAAAAAAGAAAGAGACUGAAGGGAUCAUGGCUCCCAAGCAAAUAUGAAUGCAAUCAGGGUAAAUUUCCUUUCAUUUAAAGACUUGAGAAUAAUCCCCUUAGGCUGAAUGCUGUGGCCCCCAAGGCUCACAAGGAGGGCCUGGGCCCUGGCUUCCAACCCCUGGAGAACAGAAGCUCCAACGUCCCCCAAAUCCUGGGCAGGGAUCAUGGUAGGGAGUAGGCUGUACUCUGAAGCCAAAGAGGGACUAAAGACUGAAAGCCCUUGACUCAUUGGUCCUUCAUUUCAUGCUGUGUUUGAGCCUUUUUCCAGGCUGGUCCUUUAUUGGGGUCUAAAACUCUCAAAGACGAUGCUAGUUCUGCAAUUCAAGGAGACCCACACCAUCAGAGAUGAUCUUUCAGAGGUUUUGCAUGGAUGACUGCUGUUCAUUCUGGCUUCUGCUGCAGUAUUUUCUUAAGGAAAAAAAAUGUCUGACCACACCCUGGGCAUUCUUACACAUUUUGAAGUACUGUGGGUACUUUGGCAUGUGAUUGUACAAGUCAACCCAUGACACCUGAAGCAUUUGUGUCCUCAGUGAAGACUCUUCUAACCCCAGUAGCUCUGACUAAGGCAACUGUUCUCACCAGAGCCAGAUUUUAAGGCCAGAAAGAAGACUGCUCAAGAGUGAAAGGUAGAGAGAGACAAGGGAAGAAAGAAUAGCCAAUAGGAGGUCAGGGGAGGAAGUUAGACCCAGGCCUCCAUGUGGAGAAAUAGGCCCCUUCUCCAUAAUGUCCAUCCAGGUUGCCUAGCCUCAUAGCAGAAACACCAGGUUCGCCCUUUCUGAACAGUACCCCCUACUGUAAACAAUCUCCCUGCUUUGGAAUAUGUCUGGAUACCUUCUUCAUGGUCAGUCUUGGCCCCUGUGUUCCACAGGUAUAGCCUGCCUCAGCUCUUCGAUGGGUCUGUCUGUUUUUGUUUUUUGUUGUUGUUGUUCAUUUGUUUGUUUUUAGUUUUUCUGUUGUUGUUCUUUUGUGGAAAUGAAUUCAGUUCUUUCAUCAUUUA